Messenger RNA from Leptopilina heterotoma, 2046 nucleotides. RefSeq names its product 4-coumarate--CoA ligase 1-like. The coding region runs from base 178 to 1785 and encodes 535 amino acids. Gene Ontology annotation, molecular function: long-chain fatty acid-CoA ligase activity. The transcript is spliced from 8 exons. The record is from RefSeq and is a predicted model, not a curated record. NCBI's taxonomy places the organism in Eukaryota, Metazoa, Arthropoda, Insecta, Hymenoptera, Figitidae. Gene Ontology annotation, biological process: long-chain fatty acid metabolic process; fatty-acyl-CoA biosynthetic process.
UACCUGAUGACACUACUCUUUUGAGAGUCAGAGAAUCAAAGUCAUUUAAUAAAAAGAUAAUUUACAAUGUAAUAGGAAAAUUUUCACAAACUAAUACUCAAAGGAAUUUCAGUUUUUACUAAAAGAAUUUUAUUGACAGAAAAGUCAGACAUACUUUUAGGAAAAGACAUAAUAAAAAUGGAUUCUCGAAAUUUUACGAUUAAUAAUGGAAUAAUGAAGAGAAGUGAACAUGUAUUUGAAAUAGGAAAUGUUAAUUUGGGAAAAAUGUUUUUUGAUACUUUGAACAGUAAACCGGAAUUUAUCGGCCAGAUUGAUGCUAUAACGGAUACAACAACAACUUAUCAAAAAAUGUCUGAGAAUAGUGUCCGUUGUGCUAUUUGGCUGAAGAAACAUGGCUUAGGUCCCAAUGAUAUAGUUUUUAAUUGCUCGCAUAAUCGAAUGAAUUCUUACAUUCCAAUUUUAGCAACAUUCUACAACGGCUCUACACUUGCUUUUGGCUACAAGGGAAUACAAAUUCAAAUGACCAAAUAUCUAUUUAAAAUUCUAAAGCCAAAAUUUAUAUUCACCGAAGUGGAGGAACUGAAAAUAUUUAGUGAAGUUGCAAUCGAAAUGAAUUUAAAUGUGAAAAUUAUAACUUACACUAAAGUGUUUGAUUAUUAUUACAUAAAUGACAUUCUCAAUGAAUCGACAUCACAUGAAGUGAAUGAAUUUUCUCCUACUGCACCAUUAAAUCCAAACGACGAUUGUAUCUUGCCAUUAACGUCCGGGACGACAGGUGAUUCGAAAAUUCUUUCACACUCCUACAAGGCAAUUAUGGAAGGUCUUUUGGUACAUAAUAUGAAUAAAGAAACUACGAGUAAUGACGUAUCGUUGGUCUAUUUGCCAAUUUACUGGCUAAUUGGCCUGAGGGUUAUGCUGUCAGAUGUUUUGAAUUUUACCACGAGAAUCGUUAUCAAUGAGACUAGUUACGAUUUACACGAGGCUUUUCAAUUGAUUCAAAAGUAUAAGGUUACAAAAGUGCGAUUUUCCCUUGGUAUGAUGUACAGGAUUUUCAAGUGGCGUAAACUAGAAACAUAUGACAGAUCUUCACUAAAAACAUUAACAUUCAAUGGAGUGAAACUACCAGCGGAAAUGAUUAAGUUCAUGAUGACAGUGGCAAAGAAUGGCAUUGUUGAGCAGACAUAUGGUGCAACUGAAAUGUCAAUACCAAUGUCUCGUGGAAUAAUGAACAAAAUUGAUCCUAACUCGUGUGGCUCUCUGUAUCCGAAUAUGUCAAUGAAAGUUAUUGACGUUAGAUCGGGUGAAAAUUUAGGACCAAAAGAAUCUGGCGAAAUUUGCUUUAAAUCACCGUACUUAAUGAAGGGUUACUGCAAACAUCCUGAGGCUACUGCAAGAGCUAUCGAUCCAGAAGGAUGGUAUCAUACUGGUGAUUUGGGUUAUUAUGAGGAAUCUGGAUUGGUUUUUGUUCUUGGAAGAGUAAAGAACAGUAAAGUUUUGCCUAAUGGAAAAAUAAUACCACUUUGGCAAAUCGAGCGUUCUUUACUUUUGAAUUCGGAAGUUAUUGAAACAAUCGUUUUAACGUCUGACGAAAAUUCGGAUACUUACAAACUUUUUGCAUUCGUUGUACUCCUUUCUGGUUCAAAGAUUACUGAAAAAGAACUCAGUGAGAUUGUCAAUGAUUUUACUGACAUUGAAUUUCCCGUUAUUGUCAAAAUUGUUGACGAACUGCCACUAACAAAAACAGGAAAAGUUAACUUGUGGAAAUUAAAGAAGAGAGUACUUUAAAAAAAAUUCCGAGAGCUUUGAGAAUAAAAUUUUAUUGUUUGAUAAUUUCAAGAAAACUGUGCAAUUAUGAUACUGAAAAGAAUCAAUUCUUGAUUUGAUCUACAUUUUUGGUUUCAAUUCGUUGCAAUUUUAUAUAUUUUUAAGUUAACAGUCAGGAUAUCAAAUUGAGACAAAAAACGUGUCAAAAUAUAGUUGCGAAGCAACGUUUUACUCAAUUUAAUAUCCUUGGAAAAACUGUUAUGAUUUUAUUAUGCAAUUGAA